Molecule: messenger RNA, 1135 nt
Organism: Dichomitus squalens LYAD-421 SS1
Lineage: Eukaryota; Fungi; Basidiomycota; Agaricomycetes; Polyporales; Polyporaceae
Product: SCA7-domain-containing protein
Exons: 4
Coding region: 1-1044 (347 amino acids)
Biological process (GO): regulation of transcription by RNA polymerase II; regulatory ncRNA-mediated heterochromatin formation; RITS complex assembly
Cellular component (GO): SAGA complex
Source: RefSeq, a predicted model, not a curated record
AUGCCUCUCAAGAUCAAGUCCAGUCCCUCUCCUCCCGCUUCGCCAUUCACGUGGGAGCUUCUGCCUCAGACACCUCCUUCAGACAUCGAACGACCGCCCUCACCACCGACAUCAUGGCUGUCCGCACGCGACAUGAAGACCUUCGGCGCCCAGCCACUCGUGCAGGAAGUCGGUGUAGUCAAGUGCAAGGACUGUCUCAAGCCCGUCCUCCGCAGCGCAGUCCUCGAACAUGCAGACAACUGCGCGAAGAUCCGGAACGGGAGCAAGAAGGGCGCGAAGGGCAAGGCCGCCGAAGUCGAGGACAAGAAAGGCAAAAAGCGUAAAGCUGAGGACGAGGUGCCCAACGCGGAGGACCCGAACGCGCCGAAGACCAAGAAGCAGGCCCGGAGCCGCGUCAAGGGUCCCGUCGACUAUGACAAGCAGUGCGGCGUCAUCAAUGACAAGGGUCUCCCCUGCUCGCGCUCCCUCACCUGCAAGUCCCACUCCAUGGGCUCGAAGCGCGCCGUGCAGGGCCGCUCCAAGCCGUACGACGAGCUCCUACUCGAUUGGAACCGCGCGAACAACCCGAAUUGGGUUGAGCCUGUCAAGAAGGAGAGCAAGGCCGAGAGGAAGGAACGCAAGGAGCGCGAGAAGGCGGAGAAGAAGCGCCUUGCGAUGGAGGCCGCCGCCGCCAUCGGGGGCGACGCGAGCAAGAAGGGCGCGGCGGUGGCCGUGGGCGGGACGACGAAGAAGAAGGGCAAGGCGGCGACCGUCACUGCUGCCACCGCCGCUGCCAUCCAGGCUGCGGCUCAGGUCGGCCCGACAGACGAUGUGUACGAGAACCUGGACGACGUCGACUCGGAGGCAGAGCUCGACUCGCUUGUGCGCGCUGUACGGAUAGCGCACGAUCGUGGAGUCAUCGGUGCACCGCUCGCCGUCCCGUGUGAUGCAAGCUCAUGGUUUGUCGCUCGUCGCGAGCGACUACGGACUUGCAAUCACCUCCUUGCGAACGCUUUGAUGCCCUCUCGGAACGCUGCGGUCCCGGUGGUUAGCAGACUGGCUUGACUUCAUACCCGCUUUGUUUUGAUUUUUAUCACCAGUGUAUACGUUACUCCUGUACUAUACAAUGGACUCAUGGAUCGAUGUACAUUCUUCC